AAAACUCAACCUCCCCAGCAAACCCAAGAGGCAAAAAUGACCCACUCGUUUCUUCUUCUAGCUUUCCUCCUCCUAGCCACACUCCACAUCUCAGCCCAACCCCCACCAACAGCACCGCCUCCAUCGCCACCGUCGCCAGCGGCCCAGCUCCCUGCCACUGCCGAGGAGUUCCUGGACGCCCACAACCAGGCGAGGGCCGAGGUGGGCGUGGCCCCGCUCCGGUGGAGCCCCUACCUAGCCGCCGCCGCGAGCCGCCAGGCCCUUUACCAGCGGGACCGGAUGUCGUGCAACUUUGCCAACCUUACGGCCUCCAAGUACGGUGGGAACCAGUUGUGGGCCGGCGGGGCGGGGAUGGCGACGGCACCACGAGCGGCGGUUGGGGUGUGGGUGAGGGAGAAGGCCUACUACGACCACGUGAGCAACACGUGCGCGGCGGGGCACCGGUGUGGGGUGUACACGCAGGUGGUGUGGAGGAACAGCUCGGAGGUGGGGUGCGUGCAGGCGAGGUGCCCCAAGGAGGCGGCGAGCUUGACUAUCUGCUUCUACAACCCUCCGGGGAACGUCGUCGGAGAGAGACCUUAUUUAGUAGAAGAUUGAAAUGAGUUUGUGUGUUCUUUUGUUAGUCUUGAAGAUAGCCAGAGAUGGGUGAAAGGUAGAGGUCAUUUUCGCAGUUGAAAAAGCUGUAGGAAGCACCGGUUGAUCUUACCCGUUUUAGGGUUUCUUGCUUUACAUUUUCAAGAUUAUAUAUAUUGUCCAUUUCCUUAGUUUCAAUUAAUACUUUUAUUAGUUGUA
Molecule: messenger RNA, 792 nt
Organism: Rhodamnia argentea
Lineage: Eukaryota; Viridiplantae; Streptophyta; Magnoliopsida; Myrtales; Myrtaceae
Product: STS14 protein
Exons: 1
Coding region: 37-597 (186 amino acids)
Source: RefSeq, a predicted model, not a curated record